Messenger RNA from Mesoplodon densirostris (Blainville's beaked whale), 3079 nucleotides. RefSeq names its product zinc finger protein 160-like. The transcript is spliced from 5 exons. NCBI's taxonomy places the organism in Eukaryota, Metazoa, Chordata, Mammalia, Artiodactyla, Ziphiidae. Gene Ontology annotation, biological process: negative regulation of transcription by RNA polymerase II; regulation of immune system process; regulation of cytokine production. Bases 387 to 1958 code for a protein of 523 amino acids. The record is from RefSeq and is a predicted model, not a curated record.
CUUCCCUUGGUGCUCAUGUGCAGUUUCCUGCAGACCCCGGAAGCGGUUACCGCGGAGCGAAGGUCGUCCUACGGGAUCGUCUGUGGUCUGAUGUCAGCGUCUGAGUGGAGCCUUCUCUGACCACCGCCCUCCCAUUUAACAUGCCAGCCACACCCUCACCCCCACCUCUGGUCCAUGACGCCCGCUCUGCAAGUUUCCUCCUGCUGCUCCUUCCACUGGCUGAGUCCUGGUGACAGCAGUUCACCACGGGUCGAAGAGAGACAGAACGAAGGUGGGGACGGGCCGGCUUGCCUCCCGGCUUCACAUUAGACAGGUCGACUUGAAAGACUCAUUGCCUGAGGAAGAAGCCCUGAAGAGGAGGGAGAGGAAAGAAGGAGGAGUCAGGAAUGGCUCUUUCUCAGGCACAGUUGACAUUCAAGGAUGUGGCCAUCGAAUUCACUCAGGAGGAGUGGGAAUGCCUGGACCCUGCUCAGAGGGCCUUGUACAGGGACGUGAUGUUGGAGACCUACAGGAACCUGAUCUCCCUGGAUACCUCUCUUAAAUGUGUGAUCAAGGAAUCAGCACCAAAAGAGAACAGUCAUACAGGGGAAAUGUUGCAAACAGUGUUGUUGGAAAGACAUGAAAGCUGUGAGACUGAGGACUAUGGCUAUAGGGAAAUCCAGAAAAAUAUGCAUGACUUUGAGUACCAGUGGAGAAGUGACAAAAGAAAUUACAGAGGAGUGCCUGUCACCUGUAAACAAAAUCUUACUGGUAGAAGAGAUCAACAUGGUAGAAGAGAUGAAGGAAACAAGCCUAUUGAAAACAGGCUCGGACUAAGCUUUCAGUCACAUCUGGCCGAACUGCAGAUAUUUCCAACUGAAGGGCAAUUUUAUGCCUAUCAUCAAGUUGAGAAGUCUAACAACAGUGGUUCCUCAUUUUCAGUACUUCAGAGAAUUCUUCCCAGUGUCCAAACCAACAUUUUUAAUGAAUAUGGGAAUGAUUUCUGGCAUUCUUCAUUACUCACACAAGACCAGAAAGCAUACAUUAGGGAAAAACCUUACAAGUGUGAUGAGUAUGACAAAGCAGUUAAUCAUGGCUCACAUCUCACUAACCAUCAGGUAAUCUACACAGGUGUGAAACCUUACAAAUGUAAUGUAUGUGGCAAAGCCUUUAAUCAGAGCUCACAUCUCACUAGACAUCAAAGAAUCCACACAAGAGGGAAACAUCACAAGUGUGAGGUAUGUGGUAAGGGCUUCAGUUACAGUUCACACCUUGUACGUCAUCGCAGAAUUCAUACCGGAGAGAAACCCUACCAGUGUGGCGAGUGUGACAAAGCCUUUAGUGUGUAUUCAAGUCUUAUUUAUCAUCAGGUUGUCCAUACUAGAGAGAAGCCUUACAAAUGUAAUGAGUGUGGUAAAGUCUUUAGUCAGAGUUCAAGCCUUACUAAUCAUCGCAGGAUUCAUACUGGAGAGAAACCAUACAAAUGUAAUAAAUGUGGCAAAGCCUUUAAUCAGAGGUCCCACCUCACUCGACAUCAGGUCAUGCACACUGGAGAGAAACCUUACAAAUGUAGUGAGUGUGGGAAGGUCUUCACUCAAAACUCAAGCCUCGUAAGUCAUCGGAGAAUUCAUACUGGGGAGAAGCCAUACAAAUGCAAUGAGUGCGGCAAAGCAUUUGGUGUGUAUUCAAGUCUUAAUUAUCAUCAGGUCACCCAUACUAGAGAGAAACCUUACAAAUGUAAUGAGUGUGGCAAGGUCUUCAGUCAGAGUUCAAGCCUUCCUAGUCAUCGCCGGAUUCAUACCGGAGAGAAACCUUACAAAUGUAAUCAGUGCGGCAAAUCCUUUAUUCAUUGCUCAAACUUCAACAGACAUAAGAAAAUUCACACUGGAGAGAAACCUUACCGAUGCAGUGAGUGUGGCAAGGUCUUCACUCAAAACUCAAGCCUUGUAAGUCAUCGGAGAAUUCAUGCUAGAGAGUAACCUGACCAAUGUAUGUAACGAGUGUGGCAAAAUAACACAAAUUCAAGCAUGGAUUGACACCAGAGAGUCCACACUAAAGAGAAAAUCAGUGUAACAUAUAGGACAGAGGACUUGUACAGACUGCGCAACUCACUAGACAUCAGCAUAUACAUCAUUGAUGAAGCCACAAGAAUGUAAUGUGUGUAUAAAGACUCUCAUCUGUAGAUCAAAACUACAGAACAUCGCAAGAUUCCUACUGGGGAGCAGCCUUACAAAUGUAAUGAAUGUGGGAAGGCUUUUUAUUAAACAUUCAUGGCUUUGAUGUCAUGAGAGGAUUUAUACCUGAGAGAAACCAGGGAAAUUUACUGAAUGUGGAAAGGCCUUUAAGCAACAGUGUCCCCUCAGGAUUCACCAAAGAAUUCAUAAUGGAAAGAAACCUUACAAACGUAAUGAAUAUUUAACAUUUCUUCAAGACUUUUCACAACAGAAUCCACAUCAGAGCAUUCACAUGAGGAAUAACUAAGUCUCAAGUUUAGUCUGAAAUAUUACAUACUGCAGAAUAAAAUUAAAAGUCAAAAUAUGUUAAAACUUAGGUAGAUAUAUAGAUAGAUCCUGAGGAUGUUAUCCUAUGGUUUCUUUUCUAAAUCUCUUAUAAUUUAAAGUAGUAUGGUUUUACAUUUCACGUUUAAAGCUAUGACCAAGUUUGAGCUAAUAUUUGUACAGGUGUGAAGUUUUGGUGGAGAUUCUUUCUUUUUUUUUUUUUCCUAGUAUGGAAGAUCAGUUGAUAUGGUGUAAUUUUUUCAGAUUCUUGCUUCAUUCAGUUUUCUUGGUACCUUUGUCAAAACUCAGUUGCAAGUAAUUGUGUGGGACUAUUUCUGGGUUCUCUGUUUUGUUCCCUCGUUCUGUAUGUCUCACUCCACAAAUAUCAGUCUUGAUUACUUUUUAUCUUAUUAGAAGUUUUGAAUUGAAUGAGUGAUUCCAACCAACUUAUUCUUCUUAAGAUAUUUUAGCUAUUCUAGUUCCUUUGCCUUUCCAUAUAAGUUUUAGAAAAAUCUUGUUUGUGCCUACAAAAUAUCUUGAUAGAAAAUGCAUUAAGCCUGUCUAUCAGUUUGCGAUCAUUUGACAUCAUUUCUAUAUUAUGC